Cuscuta europaea is the source of this 3886-nucleotide messenger RNA. NCBI's taxonomy places the organism in Eukaryota, Viridiplantae, Streptophyta, Magnoliopsida, Solanales, Convolvulaceae. The record is from the annotation of a GenBank genome assembly.
GUAGGUUUUUCUUUUUCCAACUGUUAGUUGACGCUUUUACUCCAGACACAAGAAACGAACGCAGUACUCCGUAUUAAUUUUGCUUGAUUAAAAAAAUCAUAGGCCACAAACACAUCAAUCAUGUGCUUAUUAAUCCCUGCUGAUCCACGCUCCCAACAAAUGCUGCAGCUUCAUGUUUCACGCCUACUCCCUUCGAUUCCCUCCAAUAAGGUCUUCCUUCUAGGGCUUUUUUUACAAUCUCACAAACAUCAAGUUUUCUACUUUCAGAGUAUAAUUUUCGGACAAAAAAGCCUCGCGGAGCAGGGUUUUAGCACAGUUUGCUGAUUCAUUGGUGGCUAAAGUUUGAGUCUUGUCCAAUUUUCUUGGCGUUUUAGAAUUUGUUGUCUCAGACGUUAUAAGCACGAAUUACUGGCACUUUUGUCUGUUUCUUUUCUGAAAGGUCCGUUUGGGUACCACUUUUGAGUUAAUUUGUCAUCUUGCCGCUGGGAAGGAGUUCUUGAAGGGUUUUUUGAGUUUCAGACUUUCAGUUGUGGUAAAAAUUGAUUGUUGCCUGGUUAGUUAGAUUAACAGUGCAUAAUAUUUGGAGUUUGGAUUUUGGUUCGUUCGAGUAUUGGAGAUCUGUUUGAGUACAAUCUUUGAGUAAGUUUGACAUAUUGGACAGUUGGAGGGAAAUAUGGAAGCGAGUUUGCGUUUCAGUAGUGGUAACAUAUGAAUGUUCAAUGGUCAUUAUAUUAACUAUGCAUAGUCAUGAUAAUGGUAAAAUCUCAAAUUUAAAAGAUGGAGUUGAAAGCCAUACAGUUAAGGAAAGGAAUGGCCAGAUUAAUGUUGCUGACUUGCUGUUUCAAGACGAGGAGGAGGAUAAACUUUUCGGUAAACAUGUCAAUGGGGUUGAAAAGCAAAGUCUAUUAAAUUUGGAUAGUAUGUCUGCUGAUGAGAAUUCAAGUUUUUGUGAUGAAUUUGAUGAUAAAGACCAUAUGUUGGGCAUUGUGUCUUCUGACGAGCAGUCUGAUGUCCUCUCUGCUCUCAAAGAACACUAUGAUAGAGGAAAUUCACUUCCACAUUUGUCAAGUAUAAAUACUCCCUCGUCGACAGAUGUGAGUUUCGGCAAAUCGCCUCAUGCUGGAGGAGAUUUGCGGCAGUGUGUUACUGCUCCUGUUUCCAGACAUAAAAGUCCCUCCCUUAAAAGUGAAGACUUUGGAUCUUCAAGAUCUAUGUUUGAGAGAAGAAACACGCCAAGGCAUGACCUAAGAUUAGAUAGACUUUCUGAGCGUGAGAAGCAAAAGCUCAUUGUUGAGUUAGUAAGGAUUCAAAAGGAUGGGACAGUAGAAGUUGAUCUGACUAAGAACGAACCUGUAACUUCUGAGUUGUUGGAGCUUCAAACAGUUGAAGAGCUACAUCCUGGUGUUGACAGUAUCAAUACUGGCUUUAAUAAUUCAGUUCCUAAGCUGCAAAUUGCCAUGCUUGUAGUGGGGACAAGGGGAGAUGUUCAACCAUUUCUUGCUAUAGCCAGGAGACUACAGGACUUUGGUCAUUGCGUUAGGCUUGCAACUCAUGCAAACUUUCGUGAUUUUGUUAAGUCAGCAGGCAUUGACUUCUAUCCUUUGGGUGGUGACCCCAGGGUUUUGUCAGGAUAUAUGGCCAGAAAUAAAGGUCUUGUUCCGUCAGCACCUGGGGAGAUUGCAGUUCAAAGAAAACAGUUAAAGGCCAUUAUUGAAUCACUUCUUCCAGCUUGUACAGAACCAGAUAUUGAAACAGGACAGCCUUUUAGAGUUCAAGCAAUCAUUGCAAAUCCUCCUGCAUAUGGGCAUGUACAUGUUGCUGAAGCUCUCGAAGUGCCUAUUCACAUCUUCUUCACAAUGCCCUGGACGCCAACAUAUGAGUUUCCUCAUCCAUUAGCUCGUGUACCCCAGAGUGCUGGAUAUUGGCUUUCUUAUAUGGUGGUGGACUUGCUGAUAUGGUGGGGCAUAAGAAGUUAUAUUAAUGACUUCAGGAAAAAGAAGCUUAGUCUUCCCCCAAUUGCAUAUUUCAGUACAUACCAUGGUUCCAUAUCUCACCUCCCUACUGGCUAUAUUUGGAGCCCUCAUGUAGUCCCAAAACCACAAGAUUGGGGCCCGCUUGUUGAUGUUGUUGGUUACUGUUUUUUAAACCAUGGGUCAAAUUACCAGCCUCCUGAAGCAUUUGCACUAUGGAUCCAACAAGGAACGAAACCUAUUUAUAUUGGGUUUGGGAGCAUGCCUCUGGAAGAUUCCAAGAAAACCACAAAAGUGAUCUUGGAAGCACUUAAAAUUACUGGACAGAGAGGAAUCAUUGACCGUGGUUGGGGAGGUCUUGGAAAUUGUCAGGAUAUCCCUGAAAGUGUUUACCAAAUUUCGGAUUGCCCUCAUGAUUGGCUAUUUCCUCAAUGCGCAGCUGUGAUUCAUCAUGGUGGUGCUGGAACUACAGCUGCAGGGUUAAGAGCUGGGUGUCCAACGACUAUAGUACCCUUCUUUGGUGAUCAAUAUUUCUGGGGAGACAGGAUUCAUCAAAAAGGGCUUGGCCCACCUCCUAUUCCCAUAUCGCUCCUUAGCAUUGAAACCAUUGUUGAGGCCAUCAAAUUCAUGCUACAGCCAGAGGUGAAAUCUUGUGUAAUGGAGCUAGCAAAAAUGAUAGAAAAUGAAGAUGGAGUUGUGGGGGCUGUCGAUGCAUUUCAUCGUCAUUUGCCUAGAGAAAUGCCGCUGCCAACCACCACCACCACCAUGGUGGCUAGAGAGGAAUAUGACAGGCCCAAUCUUUUGCAAUGGCUGUUUAUGCGGGUUGGAAGGAUUGCUCUGAGGAAAAGUUAUACCCAACGCGGGAGUGAUGCAAAACUCAAUAAAGAAAUUCACCGACCAACAACGACAAGAGCUGCAUCAUCCUUUACUGACUACUUGCCCAAUAAUUUUUAAUUAUGUAUGAGUAAUUUCUUGUUACAAAGUUACACAUAUAGUUCGUAUUACUACAUAUAUAACAAAAUGCCUUUGUAACGAUUUCAAUGUAAGCUUUUGAGAAAUUUCUUUAAACACGGGAAUGUAAGCUUUUGAGAAACAUAUGUACAAAGUAAUACUCUCUCCGUCCUUCAAACUUUACUAAUUCUUUUUAUUUAGUCCUCUCAGUUCAAAUUACUUUUUUAUUUUUAUUUAAGGUGACAAAUUCGUCUAUAAUUUCUUUCCUCUAAAUGAAUUUAUACACAAGAUUUUACUUUAUUAGUCCACAUGUAAGUCAACUUUUGUCAAGUUUUCAGGAUGAAGGGAAUUAUUUGUAUCCAGAAAAUUUGAGAUAUGAAUGACCUCAAAGAGGAUGAAAAUAUUUCUAAGUUGGCAAUGAGGUGAUAUUGUAAUAUGGAAACAUUUCAUGUUAACUACGAGAAGAUAUUGUAUUGAUUCGCCUACGAUCUAGUUGAUUUGUAUUCCUUGUUCAAUUUAUUUAGAUUUAUCUUUGUCUAUUAGAUUUAAUUAAUUAGUGGGCUAUUAAAUUAAUUAGGGAUCAUUUAACUAUAUUAAUCAGGUCUAUCCUAUUGUAACUAGGAUGUUCUGCCAUAUGCUUAUAAAUAAAGGCAGUAUGGACCGAACAACCUAAGAGAGUUCCCGAUUCCUAAAUUGCCUCACACAUCAUUCUUGAAAGUCUCGCAUUAGAAUACAAAGAGGAAGACUCUACACAAUUUAUUCCACACCUAUUAUUCUUGUAUAACACCUCUAGUUUUCUCUCUCAACAAUUCAUACGUCUAUCAUGAUAUAUUCUUAUAUCAUUAUCAAUCUACGAUAUUGAUGAAUUAUUCUUCUUCUACUCAAUUUUUCCAUAUUAUUGCAUAGUAAUUAAUCAACGGUUGAUCUGAGAUCUCACACACUAAGUGAAGUUGUGAAUAGAGCAG